UCAAAAUAAAUAUCGUAAUUCUCUAAUAAUUAUACUUAGAUGUAAUUUUCGUUUUAAAUGUUUCGAAAAUAUCAGUUAGAAAUUUCUUUCAAACGUGUUACAAACAGAACCAAUGAGACCUGAAGUUGACAAUAACGUUCUCAGGGACACACUUGAUUGGAUUGUAGACAAACUAUUCGCCUAAAAACCGGCCGGUAUUUAGUCAGUUUGUACCGUACCGUACAACGUGUAGUAUCUAUUAAAAUUAAGAAUUCAAUUUCUUAGAGACAUUAUACGUGACAAAGAAAUUACAUUGUUCAUAAUCAAAGGAAUAAAUCGGAUCGAAUCGAUGAAUUAAUUUCGUACGAAUAUAUCACGUGUUCGCAACGUAUAUAUAAAAAUAUUGUUCGUUAAAUCCGAAUAUCAAGUUUCUAUCGAGUGAAUAUUCUUUGAUAUAUAAAAGACGUCGUGUUUCAUUUCCUUCCUAAACUGUACAUCGCGACAUUAUUUUCUAUUAUUUCUCGAAUAUAAUCUUCGUUAAGGAAUUUCAACGGUAGUUCGUCGUCCGUCCUCGUCCUUCGAUUGAUAAAUAUUUGACUGCUUAGGACAAUCGAAGGUGUUCGUUGGUAAAAGAAAAAUAAUAUUGAAAUUUCGCUAAUUAAGAUGAAAUUAGAAUCCCAUAUCACCGGUUCGAAUUGGUACCGGCGACCACGUAAACGUCCGCUGGUAGGACCCACAGGAUCUCCUUUUCUAGACGCAACUCUGGUUAUGCAAACCAGGUCUUGUCGAUGGUUUCGUAAAAAUAAAUCUGUCAAUGCCAUUAAGCGAGUGACCUUUCGAGAUGAAGCAAUUAUAUCCAUGUCGGUGGCUGGGGAGGUAACCGACACUUCAAUUAUGGAAGUGGGCCGUUCAAGACCUCAAUUCCAAUAUUCCCGGGAGGAGUUAAUGGUGAUAAAGAGUUUGCCGUUAUCUAAGCGGAGGCCUGAUUUCUUAGAUAUCUCGUACAAUAAUUCGCGCGGAGUAUGGGAUCCUGAACGUUGGCAUUCGGGUAGGAAGCGAAGCGAUACACUUCCGAAGGAUGAAAGAGCCGGCCGUGCCGAUCAAGUAACCGAAAGCCAUAAUAAACGUCGGAACGGAGAUCCACGAGAACGAAUUCGGAAAGAGCAGGAUGGUAUAGUUUUGAGUCCUCAACGUAGAAGUUUUAAUUCUGGUUGUUUCGUUAAUGUGAAUCAACCGUCGAAUCGACGUCCUGAAAGUCCGAUAGGAAAAGCGGAGGUAUCAUCGGUGGGCCAUAGAGAAUCGGUUCGACGAAUCGGAAGUGGUAGAAUUUUAACUCGGGAUAUAUGGGACUUCAGACCGGAAAACGAAAAGCUCGAGCCUGCUUUUCGUCCCGGGGCAAGCGGUGGUGCUUCUAUUCGCGAUCGCGAUAACAGAGACACGCGUGACGGAAAGGAUCGUGAGAAUGUGAGGGACCGCGAACGUGACAAUUUGCGUGAUCGAGAUGACCGAAACGAACGGUUCGAACGGAGAUCGUUUGGUCGCGACUAUAGAGACAGGGACAGAGAAAGGGAGCGUGAUCGGGAGAGAGGUGUUGAACGGAACGAUCGUAAUCAUCGAUCAGAUCGUGAUAAAGAUCGUGGAAGGGAGCGAAGAUUCAGCAACGAUCGGAGACGAACUUACAGCGAAAAUCGUAACGAUGCGGACGAACCUGAAUGGUUUAUAUCCGGGCCAACGUCUCAGCAUGACACCAUUGAAUUAAGAGGUUUCGAGGAUAUUCCUGAGGAGAAGGCAUUGAACAACAACAAUAGUAGUAAUAAUAGUAACAAAAGUAAGAAACAAACUCCGGUUCAGAAGAAACGUGGUAAAAAGAAUUCAUUGGAGAAAGAUGAAAAGCAGAACGAUAAUUCUGCCGGUCCGAAGGGACGUAGUACGCCGACCACCAUGGAUCAACCUAUAAACGUAGCUGCACCACAUUCACCUAUUUCCGAACAACACGAAUCGUCGUCUGUUACGCAGAAAGCGAAUCACGAUUCGAACGAAAGCGCUGUAACCGAACAGAGUUGCGAAACUGCGGGCACGGAUAACUCUAGUACUGUUAAUCAAAAUCAAGAAGACAGCCAUCCUGAUUUCAAUCUUGAUGAGUUUCUGAAAUCUGACACGUUACCUGGGGUUCCUGGACUUCUGACUAAUGGAGUUGGCUCGAACGGAGGUUCCUGUUCCCGGUUUAGUCAAUGGUUUAAAAGAGAAAGUCCAGUUCAACAGCUGGAUAGUCGUCGAACUUCUAUACAGGAUGAUAUACUGAAUAAUCUUCUGAAUGAUAUUACCGAGCCAAAUAUUCAAAUUCCAUCAGUCACUGAAUCUAACACUUAUUUCACUCCUAUCUCUCCUGCCAAUACUACGACAACAAAUAAUACUACAUCCGCUACUGGAGUAAAACUGCUGGAAAUGCUGCAGCGUGGAAACAAAUCAACGCAGAACGGACAAGGGGAUGUUGCUAAUACUGGUGUACCAUUGAUGAAGAGCGCAUCUAUUAAAGACAUGGGUGAGAAAGUCGGUGGAAAGGUUGUGCAUAGCCUGGAGGAAUUAGAAGCACGUAUGCGAGGUGGUGCUCCUCCCCCCGCAUCUUCAAACGAUCAACCUCGUGUAAAUAAGACUGAAGAAGAUCUCUCCGCUUUUAAGAAAUUGCUUGCUCAAGUAACUGGAGGACAAGCUAUACCAGCAGCAAACGGCCCUAUCUCUCAAAAACAACCUGUGACAUUGAUACAAUUGCUGAAUUCUCAACUGAAAAAUCAACCAAUUGCCCCCCAGCAAUCGGUCCCGGAACCAAUCCAUGCGACGACAUUUAAUCAUGUUGGUUCUCUUGGACCAACCCAACAUCCGCAUCAAGCACAAGUGCAACACGAAAAUCUAAUGAAAGUGUUGCAGAUUCAACAGCAACAGCAGCAGCAGCAGCAGCAGCAGCAACAACAGCAGCAGCAGCAAAAGCGACAUCAACAGCAGCAGCAGCAGCAGCAGCAGCAGCAACACUCUGAUAUGUUACCGAUGAUGAUGGGUAAUCAACGAAUGUUAGGAAUGAGCCCUGUACCUCCAGAAAUGCAAAUGAUGCUUAACAAUGCUCCUACCAGCCAAGAAUUACUACAGCGACCUGAAGCUCAAGCUAUAAUUCAAGGUCUUCAGCAAGGGGAAAUAACUAGACAGCAUCUAAUACAACAACUCCAGAAUCCAGCAAUGCAACAUCGUCACAGGGAAGUUCUAGUAAAUAUUUUAAAAAUCUAUGGGGGUACUACCCCUCGUACAGUAAGUCCGCAUCCUAGCGCACCUACUCCUCAAGAUCAUAUCUUGCAACAGAUGUUGUAUCAGCAACUACAACAAAGGAUUCCAUCACCUAUGAAUAACGUGAUGCAGCAUAGAGUUCCCUCACCGCGGGAGAUUGUUAUGCAUGCUCAAUCUAUAAUGCAAAGUGCUUUAAUUAAGAAAAAAUUGGAGGAACAACGUGAGAAUUUCCGUAAGCGGCAAGAUCAACAGCAGCAGCAGCAGCAGCAGCAACAACAACAGCAACAGCAGCAAGCUCAGCAAAGAGCGUCAAGUCCUGUUAACUCUCCGGCGAAGCAGACCAUGAGUCCAACACCACUUGCUUUUACCCCAACAUCGGUGUUACGUAAAAUGACUGCUGAUAAGGAACCUGAUGGUAAUACUAAUGAUCCAUCAAAGUUGGGAGUUCAGUCUCAGACAUCACAAAUGCAACAAAUGCAGUCUGCAGUCCAAUUAUUGACCCAAGCAGUCCUUUCUCGACAUAAUACUCUACGACCACAAUCCGUUCAACCUACAUGGUCAAAUCCAACUAUUAAACAACAUCCAGGUCGGCCAAUAGUGAAAGGUGGCGACGGUAACGGCGGUAAUCACUUCCAAUACAGUGGAAAUGCAGAUUUUCAACAGCAACAGCAGCAACACAGAACGGUUUCAAGCGUGUAUGGUAAUCCUGCACGCUCCAAACAUACUAUGACUAGUUCUAUACCACAUCACAAUGUUCCACAAUACAAUGUUGCUCAGAAUUCUAUGAUAAAUCAGAGGUCAAAUCCUAUAAACAACCAAAUAAAGGUACAGCAGGCCCAGUCGCAUCUUGCUAAUAUGCAACAUCAACCUCCACCACAACAGCAACAACACCGGACUCUUAACUCACAAAUGCAAAUGGUUUUAAAUCAAAACUACAAUUCCAAUCGUGCAGAUGGGCGAGUAAUGCGGUCGCAGCAGUUGAACAUGCCCAUAGGUCGUCAAACAUCACCUCCGCAUAACGGUGGAGAUCUUUCGCAUACUUCAAAUCAAUUAGCACGAUGGUUUAGUCCAGAACUUCUCGCUCAGGCUCGAGCUGGUAAGCUUCCCGAGCUUGUGCAGACAAAUGUUUUAUCACUGGAAGAAUUAGAAAGACUUCAACAUGCAUCGACUACAGUGCAUAAUUAGAUUAAUAUUGUACCUUUUCAUAUGUUCAAUUGCAAGCACAGGAUUCCAUCGGCAGAUUAUUGCUCUAACAAACUAUAUCUUUCAAAUUAGAUGGCUUUUCAUAUUAAACAGUAUGAAGAUUCUCUCAGAAAAGAAGAAGUCUAUUUAAGUGAAAUAUAAAAAGUCCUGCUUGCAAAGUCAUUUAGGUAAUGAACCUUAGUGGAAGAAAGGUUUAGUGAAGUAACAUUCAGUUUGGUCAGAAACAUUUUCGGACACAAUACAAGAUCAGUUGGGUAGUAUUUCUUUUCUAUGGGAAUAUCGUUUUUUUUUUUUUUUUUUUUUUUUUGAGUAUCUUUUGACUUGUUUGUAAGAAAUUUUACAAGAUACGUUAACUAAAAGCUAUAAGUGUGCAGAAGAUAUGGAAUGUGGUAUAGGAUUGAAAAUAAUUACAAGAAAAUGAGCCAUUUACAGACAAGAAAUGAACAGCUUUCUAUUUAAAACAAAAAAAUUAUUGCUUAUAAGACUGAAGAACAUGAAGAUUCUUACUAUUGACUAUGAGGAAGCAAAGUACUAUUUUACUAUGCAUAGUUUCUAAACACGGUAGUAACGCGAAGAUUAUUUGCCUAAGUGUGGACAGCAAGUUUUUAUUUGUAAAUUACAGUAUCCUUAUGAUAAUACUUCAAUAACUACAAUUAUUUAAAUUUCUUGAAUUUUUAGUAUGUAGCUUAUUAAUAAAUAGUAAUAUAAUUUAAUUAAUUAGAUAAUGUUUUUCUGACCAUUUAUUUUUUCUUAUUAUAAAGCUUGCAAAGUCCUUUAGGUAAAUAAUAUUGUCAAAACCUUCAAAAACAAGAAGUUGCAAAUUGCAGCACCCACGAGUACAGUUACAUAUACAGAGAAAAAAUGUCAUAUAUUAUAUUCUACUUAUAUUAUUAUGGAUAAUGCGAUCGUAUGAGGAAACUGAACGUACGAAAUGAGAUAAUGAAAGCAAGUACUCAUCAAGUCUUGCAUAUAUUAAGAAAAUAAAUAUAAUAUAUACUUUGUAGAAAUGUGAGGGUACAGUGUUAUUAUCAUGUUCGAAAGUGAAAGUUAGAAUAAAAACAAUUCCAAUGCAACCUUGGCAGAUAGAUAGUAAAAAAAAGCAUUUGGAGAAGGGAAGAAAUGUAUAAUGAGUGAAUAUUCAUGGAAGAAAGAAAGAACAUUCCAUCAGUUAUAGAAAGGCGAAACAAAUAUAGAACACGUUUACAAAUUUAAUGUCAACAUUGCUGCCAAUAUGUGUUUGCUUUACAAUUAACUUGUUAUUUUUGUGAUUACAUUUUUCGUACAAUCAUAAUACUUAUAUUCGAUCUAUAACAUGAAUAAUAAUAAUAAUACAGAUUCUUGUUUUUCUUUUUCUUCAUUUUUUGAUCCGUUACGUGGUUCAUAAUUAAACUAUAUUAAAGACGUGCAACGACUGUCUAAAAUUACAAUUUUUCCUAAUUUAAAAGGUAUGAGAAUUUUUCAAACCGAGUAAGAACAUUUAAAAAAUUUACCACGAUAUUGAAAAUUAAUGACAUACAUAUUUUUGUAUAUUUGUAUUUUGUUAACAUGUAUGAAAUUACGUUUAAAUAGUUUUAUUGAAUUACAGAAUUCAUGGACUAUUGUCAAAUCUGCAUCUUAUUUUACGAUAAUACUCUAUUUAAUAAAAACUGAUUUUCAUAUUCGGAAGUACUUAACACGUAUUUUUACUUAUCCAAAAUUUUUCACACGAUCUUAAUGCAGAAAUUUUUAUCAUAUACUCAAACAAAUGUAAAAUUACAAUGAAGCUAUCCUAAUUUUAUUGCUAAAUGUUGAUUGUUUCAUUUGAAGUAUCCUACAAAAAUCAUGAAUGUAAUUUGUUAAAAUUUAUUAUGCAGUUUAUGUAAUUGUACAUUAAGUGUUGAUUACAAAAAUUGCAAGUACAAAAUGUUUUAUGUAUUUAUUAUCACGAGUUCUCAAACUUUGUAUAAUGCAAUUAACAGUCUUAUAGUACAUUAUGAUUGAAACUGAGAUAAAAUCUAUUGCAGCUGUGCUGCAAAUUCAAUGUAAAUCCAUGAUGAGUGCGACAAGAAAAACGUUUUUUCAAGUAUACAACUUCUAUUUCGUUUAUGAACAAAAAAUUAGCCGAAUAUGUAAUGUAUGUAUUAUCGUAUUCAGUAUAGUUAGAAGUCUCAUUUUUGAUAUUUUCAUUGUUCAAACGUUUCUCGAUACAUCGAAAGUGUAAUGUUCAGAUCAUGUUUUUAAUUACCCGUUCAAUCUGAAACUUUACUUUUGAACGUAUACAAUGUGUCUGUAAUUGUGCAAAUCAUGCUAUGUAAAAGACAAAGAUGUUGGAAGUUACUUGCCAAGAAUGUAAUUACUAAAAGCACUGCCAACAACAAAUGUAUCGGUGUUAUUAAUUACCAAAAGAAUAGAACAACAGUGACAUUUGUUUUCAAAUAUCACUUUCAGACAACGUUGUUGCUUUAAAAAGAGGCUAUUACGAUUGAAAUUUAUGUAAAAUAUAAAAUGAGAACAGUAUCAAGAAAAUGAUGUUCUUCGCGAAGAAAAAUUGCAUUUAUGUUAGACUCAUUUUUAAGAAUAGUAAUGCUUGACCAAUAUUUGGUGAAAAGUGUUUCUUACAAAAUUGUAAAAAGAUUUUAAUUCAAUUUUUUAAGAAUAAAGAAACAAAGGUAAUAGUGUUUGCUGCUUAAUUGAUUACAGACAGUGAAAACGGAUUCUGUCUGUGGUAAAUUUCUGGACUUAAGAGAUUGUUUCAUAAUUCAAAAAUUUUUGUAAAUAAUUCAAAUCCUAAGCAAACUAAAGUUUAUUGGUCCAUACAUUGGAUCGGUAAUUUGUAAAUAAAGUUACUAAAUAUUACAUUAUGUGAAAUCGAGAAAAACGUCACAAAUAAAUACAAAGAACUGUAAUUGUAACUUUAGUGAUUUCAUUUAUUUAUUGAAAUGAAGUGAAGUUAAUAUAGUAAUAACACAAUCCAAUGUUUUAUGUGUAUUUCAUUACAAAGUAUUAACUGAAACCUUAUUGUUUUAGAUUCAAUUUAGUUUGUUUAAACAUAAAAUUCCUGAUUUUUGUAUAGUUUUUUACAUCUGUAUCUUAAAUUCUUAAAAGAAAAAUUUGCUCAUUUUUUCAUUUUAUUAAAUAAUUAAUAAAACGAAGAAUUAAGUCUAAACAUUUAUUAUACUUUAUUCAUCAAAAUUUAAUGUAAUUGUAAUCUGUAAUUGCAAAAAUUUUAAUGUUCUAAUUUUGAAUUUCGUAUAUUUUCAAAAUUAUAACUUCGGAUGUUUCCGCCUAGAGUCGUUACUCGUUCCCGAGAAUUCCCGAACUUGUCGAGUGGAUAUUACGUAGCACAAAGUUGUAAUGGCGGAUCUCUGUAGUUGAAGGUGCACUUCUUGCACCUCGAAGUGUAUUAUUUUUCGGUCACGUAAUUCAGUAUUUGAGCAUAUGAUACUUAAAUCAAGUAAUAUCCUUGACUGUAUUUGAAUAUUGUUUGUAAUUAAUCCACUUAACUGGAAGAACCAACUACAUGAUCACCGGAUCCUAAAUUGAUUUCACCGAAAUCACGUACCAUGUGCAUUCCUGUCUCCAUAAAUCCUACGCCAAAAACAAUAUUUUCGUAAUAAACAUUGUGUAUGUAUGUA
Molecule: messenger RNA, 8069 nt
Organism: Osmia bicornis bicornis
Lineage: Eukaryota; Metazoa; Arthropoda; Insecta; Hymenoptera; Megachilidae
Product: transcription factor SPT20 homolog
Exons: 15
Coding region: 643-4437 (1264 amino acids)
Biological process (GO): negative regulation of translation
Cellular component (GO): nucleus; cytoplasm
Molecular function (GO): mRNA binding
Source: RefSeq, a predicted model, not a curated record